Messenger RNA from Synchiropus splendidus (mandarinfish), 2222 nucleotides. RefSeq names its product stanniocalcin 2a (gene stc2a). The record is from RefSeq and is a predicted model, not a curated record. Gene Ontology annotation, cellular component: extracellular region. Gene Ontology annotation, biological process: intracellular calcium ion homeostasis. Lineage: Eukaryota; Metazoa; Chordata; Actinopteri; Syngnathiformes; Callionymidae. The transcript has 5 exons. Gene Ontology annotation, molecular function: hormone activity. The coding region runs from base 182 to 1381 and encodes 399 amino acids.
CUCAUGUAAAUAGAGAGAGAUCAUAUACGGGUCUGCUGUCGACUUCAUUUUCAUAUAAACGCCUGUAACUAUUGCACUAACAGUGAGUGGUUCAGCCGCAUGCUGAUCUUGAAAGCCUCCGCCUGUAUAUUCACGUGCUUCUGAUAUUUAGCUAGAAACUAGCGACGUGUUUUAUGGCGUUAUGAUCGUGGAGUUUGCGUUUGAUCACGGCUUCGGCUGUAUUGUAAAAGUGAAGUGGGAACUUUGGGCGGACACGCCCCCUAAACCGUGGAAGUGGAUGUCCGCGCCUCUGAUUGGCUGCGACGCUCCAACUGGCAACACCUGCUUAACUCCUUCAUCCAAAUUGACACCCGGGACUGUGGGAAAUAUAGGCAGCAUCCCGCCUCGCUCACGCGCUCAGUCACACCGCUGCCCUCGGAAGACACCGAGCCUCUCACCUCUCUCUCUCUCUCACACACACUCGGUGGAUCUCUGCUGGGAAGCGAGGCGCACCGCCGGAGACGCGAUGUGGGCGAAAGUGGCCGUGGCGCUGCUGGUUCUGUCCGUUUGGGAACCAGUCGAGUGUUCGGAUACCGGCGACGCCGUGCACGACAGCAGCCCGCCGGAGAAGCCCGGCGGCCAGAAAGGACGCCUGUCCCUGCACAACACAGCUGAGAUCCAGCACUGCCUGGUGACUGCAGGGGAUGUCGGCUGUGGCGUGUUUGAGUGCUUUGAGAACAACUCCUGUGAGAUUCGAGGGUUGCAGGAAAUCUGUAUGACCUUCCUGCACAACGCUGGGAAAUUUGACUCUCAGGGAAAAUCCUUCAUCAAAGACGCCCUCAAGUGCAUGGCUCACGGGCUACGGCACAAAUUCAGCUGCAUCAGCAGGAAGUGUGUUUCCGUCAAGGAGAUGGUGUUCCAGCUGCAGAGAGAGUGCUACAUGAGGCAUAACCUGUGCUCUGCUGCCAAGGAGAACGUGGCUGUGAUGGUGGACAUGAUCCAUUUCCAGAACCUUUUCCCUAAAGGGCCGUAUGUGGAGCUGGUCAACAUCCUGCUGAGCUGUGGGGAGGAGGUGAAGGAAGCACUGACCCGCAGCGUCCGACUACAGUGCGAGCAAAAUUGGGGCGCCUUGUGCGACAGCCUGAGCCUCUGUUCCUCCAUGACCCCGUCCCUGUCCGGCUCUCCUCCCGACCACCGCCAGCGCCCGGUCUCCCCCAACCCCAACCCCGAGCCGGAGCAGCCGCGACCUCCGCGGCACAGCGAGAAGGAAAAACACGGCAAAGCAGGUUUCAACUCUCACCCGCGCAAUCGCAGUCAGGGCCUCCGUCGCCAGGUGCCGGAGGCCGGAGCCGUCGCCGAGCAAGAGAACGCCGAGAGCACCGACAUCCGAAGAGGACGGUGACACAAUACUAUGAAGACGGACGGCAGUUUAAGGUCAUCACGAGUCUCGCUAAGCUACAAAUGAAGAGACUAACCUGGUCUCAUCCGGCACUGUUGUCACAUGAUCAGUGAGUUACAGAGGGAGGGAGGGAGGGAGGGAUUCCCUCCACGAGAGGAAGUGCGUGCUUUGUUUCAAACAUCCAGGUGCCUAAACAUCCACCAUCGCCAGCGACCGCCUCUCUGGGAUGGCAGUGAAUAGAUGAAACUGAGUUCCAAGGAGAUUUAUAAAGCUAUUUUAACGUGUUGAGCCACAGAAGUCUUAGCCAUUGCACUUUGUAUGAUUGUCAACCUUCGCGAUACUGACCAGGUGUUAAGCACAGUCAUCCCUGAACUAGAUCCUAGCAACCUUCAUUUGUUUUCCCCUCAGUCUGGACCUUCCAUUUCUGUCGCCAACCACACAGCACCACUCGCUCCCUUGGACCAGAUUCUUUUUUUUUUUUCCCCUUCAAGAGCGGUCACGCUGAGUCCAUGUUGUAUCUCGUCGUCUUCUGUGAGGAGUGACGCUAAGGCCUGUGAGUUACAGAAGAUGCAGUGAAGGUCCUCACACUGGGGCUCUGGUGCGGCUGUUUUAAAUGUUAUAUUUACCGAGGCUACCAGAGAAUUCCUCUGGGCUGCAGCCAACAGCCAGGCCGAGGAGCAGCGCAGGACAGAGAUAGUCAGAUUCAAUUUUUUUUUUCCCUCCUUAAGGGCACAGACUUUUGAGCAUUUCAGGCCAGUCACUCGCUUUUGCUGUUUGUCAGCACUCUCCAGGCUCUUGAAGGGAAAGACUGAUGUUGUGGCCCCUUUUUUUUUUUUUUUUUUUU